AUGGGGUCCGCAACAAAAACAGCACAAGGAUUUUCACCAAGACUGGAGAUAGAAGCAUCGGGUGAUUUGACCUGUAUGACGGUUCGGUCAAGAACAUCAAGUGUGGGUGGUAAAACUGAAGACAAAUUACGGUUAGGGAACAUUGAUGAGUUAGCGGAAUUUCAACCCAUGGAGGUAUUAAUAGUAGCAAUGGAUGCUGAAGGGGUGGAUGGACCCCCUAGCAGCGAAAUGACUGAUUCGUUAUUAAAUGUAAGUAUUUACCAGACUGUAGAUACCACAAGGGAUGAUGGUUUAGAUGUAAUAGCCUUAUCUGAUUCAAAUUAUUGUGAUGCAAACAAUUGUGUGACUAUUAAUGGAACAAAUGAAGUUUAUUUUAACAGUGAAACAAAUUUUUUGCCAAAGACUAGCAUAAUUACUGAUGUGCCUUUAGUAAAUAAUAAGGCUGGAUUGUUAUUUAAUAGCAAUACUGAUAUGAAUAAUGCUGUAAACGUUUUAGAAGACAGCGAGAAUAAUUUAGACAUUAGCGGGUUAAUUGAUUUAAUACAAGAAGGGAAUUAUGUUACAGACCCUACUGAACCUAUUAUUAUAUUUAAUCAACAUGGGGAUUUUAAAAUGUACAAUUAUUCUAGUACCCCUGCUGUAUGGCCUGACACAGCAGUACAAUAUAGUACUAACAUUAGUAGGGCACCUGUGACUGACAAUGAUGGCAACCUACACAAUGAUCUGCCAUGGCAGCUGCUUAGUAAAUUUUAUAACCAGCUUGGAAAAGUAGACCUCAACAUUCUGCCAGAUACACAUACCAACAUUCCAAAAUUACGGGAUGGAAAAGUUGGAGGGCAGUUCUGGGCUGCAUACGUACCAUGUGGUACCCAGUAUAAGGAUGCAGUGAGAAUGACACUGGAACAGAUAGAUGUCAUUCAUCGCAUGUGCAGCAAGUACCCAGAGACAUUUCAACUGGUCACCAGCAGCUCUGAACUACUGGAAGCCUUCAGCAGUGGCAAAAUUGCCAGCCUGAUAGGUGUGGAAGGUGGACAUUCUAUUGACAGUAGCUUGGCGACACUUCGUAUGUUCUACAACUUGGGAGUCCGAUAUAUGACACUGACACACAGCUGCAACACUCCAUGGGUAGACAACUGGAAAGUUGACAGUGGGGAUGACCCAGCAGAAAGCAAUGGUCUUUCAGAUUUUGGAAAGAGAGUCAUUCAAGAGAUGAACCGGAUGGGAAUGAUAAUCGAUUUGGCCCAUGUCUCUGUGAAGACAAUGAAGGAUGCACUGGAGUUAUCUAAGGCCCCAGUCAUCUUUAGCCAUUCUUCAGCCUAUAAGAUCUGUGAACACAAACGUAAUGUUCCUGACGAUGUUCUGAGACUAGUAGGCCAAAAGAACGGUGUUGUUAUGGUGAAUUUCUAUAAUGACUAUGUGACAUGUAGUCCAAAAGCAAACCUCUCAGAUGUUGCAGAUCACUUUGAUCAUAUUAAAAAUACUGCGGGUUAUAAGGCUGUUGGAUUUGGAGGAGACUAUGAUGGUGUUUCCAACGUUCCUACUGGCUUAGAAGAUGUUUCAAAGUACCCUGACCUUGUGGCAGAGCUCUUAAGACGAGAAUGGACAGAUAUUGAAGUGAAAGCUGCUCUUGGAGAUAACUUACUUAGAGUGUUUUCUGAUGUGGAACAGGUUAAGACAUCACUGUCUAACACAACGUCUGACGAUGAGCCAAUUGCACUAGAAGUAGUCAAGAAUCCGUGUCGAACAAAUUAUGGAUAUCCAGCUGGAAACAUUGCUUCCUCUAACAGUUUUGUGCCUGGAAUACUGGUUCUGUCAAGUUUUGCAAAGUUUCUCUUUCCAUGAGACAGUGGAAUGCCACAACUGCUCUUACUGGUGCAAUACAAGAACUGUGAUUUCUGCAUUUUCAAUAUCAUCUUAUUCCUGGAACUAAUCUCUGGUACUCCCUUCCUGGUGUAUCGCCAGCAUGUAACCUUGAAUGGGCAUUUCCCAUGUGUGUUGUACAGUACAGAGCUAACUCCUUAAUGGAUCCAGCUGAUAUGGUAUAAUGUCAUCUCAUUUAAUUACAUUUGCUCUAUGACAGAAAAUAUGUCCUGGUCGUUAUCCAGGUGCAGCAGGUUGCAUAGCUGUUCACAACACUGGACACUCAAGUAAUAUUACAACAUACAAUACUGUUCAGGCUUGGACUAUGUAAAUAGUGGUUGUGCUGAUGUUAACCCAAUUGGCUACAUUACGUAAUAUUACCUUCCUUGCAUUCCUGUCACAGAUUUAAAAGAUGUACCUAAAAUUACGAACAACAAUUGACAAACAUUAGAACUCUAGGUCCUUUAAUACAUUCGUGUUCUAUGGAUUGCCUCAUAUGAGGAGGUUGUAAUGAAUGAGGCCGUAGCGAAGGAAACAAACUAAAUGAGACAACUUUUCAUCCCAUUCCAUUGUUCACUGCUGCAGAGGACAGGAGCAGAGGAACCAGGAGUCCAAAACAAAAUUCUAGUUAAGAGCUGUGGUUUAUACAUCACCAAUUAUAUGGCAUAUGCUAUGUCCAGAUGUUUUUACUUUUUCUUUCAUUUCAGUUUCAGUUCUCUGAGAAUGUAAGUUCAUUCCAGAUGCCAUUCCACGCUACUGUGAAAUGUUUACUUUUUAAUGAAAGGUACACAGGCACAUUUGUGUUUUUCAUUAAAAUAAUGUUAUAAACAGUUAGACAGACAGACAAAUGCAGCGUGAGAUAGUUUAAAGAUCUGCAAACGACAAAAAAAGUAUAUGCCCACAUUUUGCAAUGGAUAUUGUAGGUUUACCAUUGGACUGGUAUAAUCAAAUC
This is a messenger RNA of Protopterus annectens (West African lungfish), 2812 nucleotides long. RefSeq names its product dipeptidase 1 (gene DPEP1). The transcript is spliced from 11 exons. Bases 1 to 1842 code for a protein of 613 amino acids. Lineage: Eukaryota; Metazoa; Chordata; Ceratodontiformes; Protopteridae. Gene Ontology annotation, biological process: proteolysis. The record is from RefSeq and is a predicted model, not a curated record. Gene Ontology annotation, molecular function: metallodipeptidase activity.